AUGAACGAUAUCGGUACCGUGAACUCGGAAAACACAUCAACUGGUGCAAGCAUCGCCGAUGGCUCUUCCCAAUCGGAUCUGUCCCUUAAGGAACUUGGGACUGCUCUCGAUCAACGUGCCACUACCCCCAUCCAGUCUACAGACAAGGAUCCACACCAACCAUCAAUGACUCAAGAUGAAAUACGUGAAUACUAUAGACAAUUCCGGAUUGCCACGCCCGGAUUUUCGGUCAAGUACAGUACCGGAGAUGGCACUAAGCUGGGAGAUAUCCUUGAUAGUAUCGUGUAUGAAGCAAGUGAAGAUGAAUGUCAUUGGAGAUCUACUCAAGAAUUUGAUCAAGACAUUUAUGACGCAGGUGGUACCAUCGAAGUGGAUGGGCAAAAGUACGAGAAAAGAACUCUAACUAAUAGCGAGCUUGACGUUUCUCGAUUGGCUUAUCUCACUCGUACUGACAAGAAGAUGAUUGAAGGAACCAGCCCCGAAAGUUGGAGCACUCUGUCUGGAUAUCCUAUCAACACGUUUGAUGAGCACCACGAGUUUCUCCGCAAGAAGGAUGCCAGCGCCAAUACCGAAUUGUGGGUAAAUAUGAAUGGGUGGGAGCUGGAGCCCGCAGCCUCCCAUGUCAAAGAGGCAGGACACGCCAACAUUGCCGAUGGUCCUGGCCCUUCUGCCUGA
Molecule: messenger RNA, 675 nt
Organism: Kwoniella mangroviensis CBS 8507
Lineage: Eukaryota; Fungi; Basidiomycota; Tremellomycetes; Tremellales; Cryptococcaceae
Exons: 1
Coding region: 1-675 (224 amino acids)
Source: RefSeq, a predicted model, not a curated record